Molecule: messenger RNA, 645 nt
Organism: Olea europaea var. sylvestris
Lineage: Eukaryota; Viridiplantae; Streptophyta; Magnoliopsida; Lamiales; Oleaceae
Product: PRA1 family protein D-like
Exons: 3
Coding region: 1-645 (214 amino acids)
Biological process (GO): vesicle-mediated transport
Cellular component (GO): Golgi apparatus; endoplasmic reticulum
Source: RefSeq, a predicted model, not a curated record
AUGUCAUCGCCACCAACCGCCGCUGACGCUGCCGUCACCGCCCGGCCUUGGCGGCAGUUCCUUGACCCUGCAACUCUUAGCCUCCCCAUCUCCCUCUCUGAAGCCAGCUUUCGCCUCACCCAAAACCUUCGCUACUUCUAUCCGAACUACGCUCUCCUUUCUCUUCUCGUAUUCCUCCUCUCGCUUCUUACCCAUCCCCUCUCUUUGAUACUUUUUCUCUGCAUUUUUUCGGCAUACAUAUACUUAUUCUUGUCGCGCAGCGAGCCCUUGACUGUCCUCGAUCACACCAUUGACCAGAAAAUCAUACUGGGUUUUCUUCUCUUACUCACUCUGGUUGCUGUUUUAUGGACCAAAGUUUGGUGGAAUAUUUUUAUUUCUUCGAUUAUUGGGGCGGUGAUUGUGUUUCUUCACGCUGUUUUGAGGGCGCCGGAGGAGGUUGAGGAGGAUUCGCCAUAUGGGUCUUUGCUAAAUGUUGUGGAUGAUCCUAGGGGAGACUAUGCUAGGUUUCAUUGGCAUCAAGAAAAUGUGGAAAUUUGUGUGAGAAAAGUGAUAUGCUUAGGAUACAGCUUAGCUCAUCUUUAUAAUCUUUUUAUGACAGAUUUAAUUCAUGAAGAAGAAAAAUUCGGUUUUGAUCAGUUGAGAUGA